This is a messenger RNA of Podarcis raffonei (Aeolian wall lizard), 1452 nucleotides long. RefSeq names its product BCL2 associated X, apoptosis regulator (gene BAX). Bases 133 to 771 code for a protein of 212 amino acids. Gene Ontology annotation, molecular function: channel activity; protein homodimerization activity; protein heterodimerization activity. The record is from RefSeq and is a predicted model, not a curated record. Gene Ontology annotation, biological process: release of cytochrome c from mitochondria; intrinsic apoptotic signaling pathway in response to DNA damage; mitochondrial fusion. NCBI's taxonomy places the organism in Eukaryota, Metazoa, Chordata, Lepidosauria, Squamata, Lacertidae. The transcript has 6 exons. Gene Ontology annotation, cellular component: mitochondrial outer membrane.
GGGCCACUCCCGCCCUCGGCGCUCGCUGCUCUAGAUAUCCGCCCCUCCUAUAUAUACUAUGUCACGUGAUUUUCUGCAGGGAGGCUGCCGGCCGCGGGUUGGGCAGAGCCGGGUGGCUGUGGAGGAGGAGAGAUGGCGGCGGCGGGCCCUGGGAAAGAGGAGCAGCAGCCGCCGGAGCCCCCACCGCGGAAAGGGGGUGAACCUGCCCGAGGCUCCAGAUCAGAUCAGAUUCUUCAGACGGGAACUGUUCUUCUCAAGGGCUUUAUCAGGGACCGAGUGCAGUGCUGUGGAGACUCGGGACGUAUUGAUGCGACAAUGGCAGAGCUCGGGGUCUCCGAGUCUGAGGCUUGUGACCCGAAAACCAAGCAGCUGAGCGAUUGCCUGCGCCGAAUUGGAGACGAGCUGGACGGGAACAUGGAGCUGCAGAGAAUGAUAGAGCAAGUUCAGAUGUAUCCUCCCAAGGAAGUUUUUUUCCGAGUGGCUGCAGAGAUGUUCUCGGAUGGAACCUUCAACUGGGGCCGUGUGGUGGCUCUUUUUUACUUUGCUUGCAAGCUGGUCCUCAAGGCAAUUUGCACUAAAUUACCAGAGCUCAUAAGGACGAUCAUCAGCUGGACCAUGGAAUACAUCCAGAAUCACGUCCUGUCCUGGAUCCAAGCCCAGGGAGGAUGGGAAGGCCUCCUGUCCUACUUUGGCACCCCCACUUGGCAGACCAUCGCUGUAUUUGCCGCAGGUGUCUUGACUGCCUCGCUGACCUUCUGGAAAAUGUCUUAAUCCUCAGCCCCCCCACCAAAGGGGGGCCUUUUCAUUGUGAUGACAAAGGGGGGAGUCACUUUCCCCUCUUUUUUUCUAAUCAAAGAAUGAAAAUUGGCUAGGAUUUUCCCCCUCCUGUUAUGGGCAGGGGAGCUUUUAAAACAAAUGCUGUCAUUAUCUUGGUGCCUUUUUUUUCUUUUUAAGUGCACACCCUUCUUUCACCCAAGGAAUGUGUACUAUUUGGCUUUGCUUUUUGCCUAUCUGUGCCUCUUAGGGUCAGAGGACAUGGAGUGUUUUUGGACUAUGAAAUGAAGGAUCUGAGUGGCUGUUCUUGUUUGCUGGAGGGUCUGUCGAUGCUGCUGAAUUCCUGUUCAGUUUUUGAGAAAGAGGAUGACUCUCUCAGGUGGCAUCUCUCAAACUCAAGUGAGACCACUCUAGAAAUGCAGAUUGAGAAAUCCUCAAGAGGAGAGAACCAAAUUCUUUCCCUGCAGAACUUGAGAAAUUGUCUGAGCAGAUGAUAGUGGUUUGGAUUUCAGGAUUUCAAGGCAACUUCCUGACCCGGCUAAGAAUCAGCACUGCCGAGGAAGUGAAUUUAGGCAGAGACUCUGCAGCAACCGAUUUGUGUGUUGGGUCUUUGUUUUUCUGUUUGCCUGUCCUUGUUUUGAGGAAACUUCCAUACCUGUUAAAACAGUAGGAAUUCCA